Gastrolobium bilobum is the source of this 2544-nucleotide messenger RNA. Its product is annotated as N-acetylglucosaminyl-phosphatidylinositol biosynthetic protein gpi1. The record is from RefSeq and is a predicted model, not a curated record. The coding region runs from base 161 to 2311 and encodes 716 amino acids. NCBI's taxonomy places the organism in Eukaryota, Viridiplantae, Streptophyta, Magnoliopsida, Fabales, Fabaceae. Gene Ontology annotation, biological process: GPI anchor biosynthetic process. The transcript is spliced from 10 exons. Gene Ontology annotation, cellular component: membrane.
GUGUCCGCUCUUGUCCAUUUCUCACCUCCGGUGGUCAGCGCCGCCUUGCCGGCCGUCGUUUUUUCCGCCGCUGAUGCGAUCGAACUCGACGGUGGUACAUCAUUGCAACUCAGGGACUUCAUGAUUCAUAACUUAUUUACGUGAAGAUCAUAAGAUUAAGAUGAGAAGACAUUGUAGGCUUUGGUGGCCAAAGCAGCUCUUAUCAAAUCAAGAAUCAUCCUCCAGUAUUUUACUGGGGUGGUUUGUCACCUGCUCUCCGACAUCUCUUGACAUUGUUGUAGCGUUUACUUGCAGUGAAGUCUUGCUUUCUAGCUCUUGUCCUGGUCUCGAGGGGAUCAUUCAUGACACACAUGGGAGCAUGCCCACAAUUCUUCAGGAUAAGUCCAUGUUCUCUGUACUUGGUCUGUGUAUCACUGGUCCUACUAGUAAUAGUUUGAUAGCUGAAACAGAAGAUGAUAAAAAAAAGUUCCCUGAUUUUGGCAAUGCUUGGGCAGAGGGAAGUACAAGUGAAUACAUAGAGAAUAACUGUAGGAGCUGCAGUUCCUUCCAAUUAGAUGGAUCAUUGAGGAAAAUUAGCCAAUCUUUUAUUGGAAAAAGUAAUUGGGUCCUGCUGAUGUUUGAUUCUCCUGAGCAGAAUGAUGCAGGAAUACACGGGCUUCCAAAAUUACACCACAUUCAUUGGAAUGGACUAAUUGUGUCACAAUAUGAUGUUCACGUAAUAAUUUAUGAAACACCCUUUUAUGGUGCUCAUCAUUUCUCAUUGUCUCAUUCGGGUUCCAAUGAGCAAGCAAAAACUUCCAUUAAGAAUCCUAAGUGGGUGGAUGAGCUUCAUGAAAAGCAGCAAUUCAUUGAAUUGGAUACAGUUAUUCUGGCAAUUAAUUGCACUGCUGCUGCUAAAAGAUUUUUUGAGGGACAUGUAGUUCCAAGAAGAUCCUUGAGGCUGCUGUCCAUAUUUCCCAUGUUUUUUGAUGUCAUGGGGCAUCUGUUUUCGAAGUUUAUGGCUUCAUUCUCCACUAUGUUCUAUAUUGUUCUUCAGUUUUUCCAAACACGUGUUAAUUAUGUAUCAGAAUCAUGGGUGUAUGUGACAUCAGCAAAUGUAUUCAGGAAGACUGCAUGGAUAAAUAUCCAAAUCCGUUGUUGUCAGAUAUUAUAUUGGCCAAUCUUUCUUCAGGAGAAUGACCUCAGGUCACAGUCGUGUGUUGAAUAUUCAGAGAAAGCUGCAAUGCAUAGGCAUUCAUUGUGGUCAACUUUGGUUGUUGAUAUUCUCUUGGGAAACUUGGUUGGCUGGGCAAUGCUAUAUCAUGCAGAAUCCAUUAGUUUGUCAAUUUUGAACUUUAUCCAUGGGUUUGCCACAUUUUUGCGUUCCGGGUGUGUUUGGUUAAUGGGGAACCCUGCAGGCUUCAAAUUGAAUGCUGAGCUGGCAGGUGUACUUGGCAUGGUUUCUUUGAAUGCAAUACAAAUAUGGUCAACACUCUGGAUCUUUGUGGGUUUCAUCUUCAAUUAUAUUAUUCGGGGACUUUCUAUUUUGGGAAUUCUUUGUGGAUUUACUACAUCUGCUGCUUUGAUCAUAGACAUGAUUGCGUUGGGGACCUUACAUGUUUCAACUCUCCAUUGGUUGAUUUCACUUGUAUAUUCAUCACAGAUACAGGCUUUAGUAGCCUUGUGGCGGCUUUUCAGGGGGCGGAAGUGGAAUCCACUUAGGCAGAGGUUGGAUAGCUUUGACUACACUGUGAAGCAACAUAUUGUUGGAUCUCUUUUAUUUACGCCACUUUUACUUCUGUUACCAACUACUUCAGUUUUCUAUAUAUUCUUUAGUAUCGUGGACACAACCAUUAACCUUGUCUGCGUACUGAUUGAAGUUACUAUUUCGGUAAUUCAUGCUACACCGUAUAUCAAGAUAUUUCUUUGGUUGGUGAGACCAGGAAGAUUCCCUUCUGGAAUAUGGCUUGAAAUUGUUGGUUGUCAGAAUGAUUGUACUGUUCCCCCAAGUGCUGAAUUUGCUGAUGAAAUGACCUCAUCCAAGGAAUCAUUGCAUCUAAAGGAUUUGAAUAGAGAAAAAUCUAGUAUUCUGGUGUCAAUUCUCCACAGCAACUAUUUGAGCAUAGGAAAAGUUAUCUUGCCUCACUACAAAAAUGUAUUUUUGGGAGUUUCUGGGUCUUCCAUCUCCUCUGUAGCUUAUGGAAUCCUCAUUGGGAAAAGAAUGCCAUCUAUGCGCGGAACUUUUCUUCCUUCACCAUUGCCAUGGAUGUCCUUGCCCGUCAAAGAGUAUUGGUGCCUUUGUCAUGAUGCACUUAUUGCAUGCUUCAGAUGAUAAUAGCUUUAACUCGGAAUUCUUUUGUUGGGUGCAAUUAGCUUAGGGAUUUAUUUCCACAGAUUUCACCCAAAUAGCUUUUCUCUCAUGUUAGUGGCUUCUACUACUUACAAUUUGCAACAUUGAAAAUUCUUCAUAUUAGUUCAUCCCUAAUUCAGCAUUCGAUGUGUUCCUAUUCUUCCAACCUUGUAGAGUCGGCAAUUUUUUUGCUUUUGCCGAUACUGAGAAUUAUG